AUGGGAGCUGUUGAUGUCAAGGGAAAAUGGGAAAAGAGCUCUUGGGGUAGGAAACUCAUUGUUCAAAAGAGAAGGGCCACCCUCAAUGACUUCGACCGGUUCAAGCUGAUGCUCGCAAAAAUCAAGAUUUCAUUUCCUCUCACCGAUUUUUUGUCAAACUCGCCGGCAAAGACUUCUACGUCGGCGACUCCGACGACAACAUCACCAGGUGAGGCUGACAAGAAGCGGCGUCACUUUAGCUCGAUAUCCCCCCGCGGCUGCUGCCGGGAAGAAGCAACCUCUGGCGCCUUUAUCUGA
This is a messenger RNA of Striga hermonthica, 297 nucleotides long. The record is from the annotation of a GenBank genome assembly. NCBI's taxonomy places the organism in Eukaryota, Viridiplantae, Streptophyta, Magnoliopsida, Lamiales, Orobanchaceae.